AUGGCGUCGCUGCGGGUGGCGGUGGUCGGCGCGGGAGCGGCGGGACUGUGCGCAGCCCGACACCUUCUAGCCCGAGGCGACCGCUUCGCACCUCCCGUCGUCUUUGAGCUCUCCGCCGAUGUGGGUGGAACUUGGUGCUACCAGGAGAGGGUCGGACAAGAUGUGCGAAGCAGCAUGUACAAGAACCUCAGGACCAACCUUCCUAAAGAGGUGAUGAUGUUCCCGGACUUUCCGUUUGACCGACAGCUCGGCAGCUUCUUGUCGCACCAGGAAGUGCAACGCUAUCUGGAGGACUACUGUCGCCACUACAACAUCCGCCCACACAUCAGGUUCAGUCACACGGUGGAAGAAGUGAAGCCCGUCGUCCGGACGACGGACGGCGACAAAGAGCGCCGCCAGAAUACCUGGGAGGUAACGGCGCGCGACGGAAAGGGAGCGCGCAUGGUCGACGUCUUCGACGCCGUCUUUGUGUGUUCGGGGCAUUACUCGGAACCCAACGUCCCGGACGUGCCCGGCCUCGGGAGCUUUAAGGGACGGGUUCUCCACAGCCACGCAUACAGGAGCGCGGAAGCCUUCUCGUCUCUCUCGGUGGUGGUCUUGGGAGCCAAGGCGUCUGGCGUUGACAUCUCCUUGGAGUUAGCCAAAGUGGGCGCGCGGGUAACUCUGAGUCACCGCGGUCCUCCUUUGAGCUCUCGUUUUCCGCCCGAGAUCCGUCAGUCGGGUCCUCUGACGGGGGUCGAGGACGACGGCAGACUUCGCUUCCAGGACGGCUCGUCGUGCGGUGCCGACGUGCUGCUCUUCUGCACGGGGUACAAGUUCAGCUUCCCCUUCCUGGACGGAGCUCAGCUGGGCGUGGAAAUUGACGAGCAGCUGGUGGGGCCGCUUUACCGCUUCAUGAUGCCGCCCGCCUUCCCCUCGCUCUUCUUCAUCGGACUCUGCAAGAUCAUCUGCCCCUUCCUUAACUUCGAUUUCCAGGUCCGGUACGCGCUGGCGACGCUGGCGGGAACGGCGACGCUGCCGUCCCGAGACCAGAUGGCGGAGGAGGCGCAGAGCGCUCUGCAGAAGAAGGCGGACGGCGGCGUGGCGCGGCGCCAUCUGCUGGUGUUGGCCGGCGACCAAUGGGACUACCUGGCCUCACUGGCCGCCGACGCGGGUUUGGCCCCGCCGGCGCCUGUCGUGCGCGACCUGUACGACGAGGUGUGGCGGCAGAGGGCUCUUCGCCCCGACGACUACCGCCGACGCGACUACCUGCUGCUUGGCGACACCCGUUGGCGGGAACUGGACCCCCCCCACAUGACCACAUUUUGA
Nerophis lumbriciformis (worm pipefish) is the source of this 1308-nucleotide messenger RNA. Lineage: Eukaryota; Metazoa; Chordata; Actinopteri; Syngnathiformes; Syngnathidae. The record is from RefSeq and is a predicted model, not a curated record.